Messenger RNA from Juglans regia (Persian walnut), 3168 nucleotides. RefSeq names its product phosphatidylinositol 4-phosphate 5-kinase 1-like. The record is from RefSeq and is a predicted model, not a curated record. The coding region runs from base 336 to 2675 and encodes 779 amino acids. Gene Ontology annotation, biological process: phosphatidylinositol metabolic process. Gene Ontology annotation, molecular function: 1-phosphatidylinositol-4-phosphate 5-kinase activity; ATP binding. Lineage: Eukaryota; Viridiplantae; Streptophyta; Magnoliopsida; Fagales; Juglandaceae. The transcript is spliced from 8 exons.
UUCAUAUAUUCAGUGUUCACACGCAUAUAGUCACAGUACCCCUAUGUCUCCCUGUCUCUGUCUCUCUCUCUCUCUCUCCCCGCUUCUCUCCUGUGACUGUUGUGGAUGUUUGGAGGAUUCCCACCUCUUUUCUAUACGCACAAAGAACUGAAGGGAGUUUGCGAGAGAGAGAUCACAGGAAAAAAGGGGAAGUUCUGGAGAGAGAAACUACGAAAUACUCCACGCUCCGGCGAGUCUUCCCUUCCUGGAUUGAGAAACAGAGUGAAAUCCAGUAAUGCUGUAAAUAAUUCGUAUAUAGGUCUUAAAUACAGGGUAAGCGAGAGAGCUUGGCUUGUAUGAAUGACCCAAAAAUGCGUGAAGCGGCACUAUUCUGUGACGAGCUUAACGACAUCGUUUCCAGCAGCAAGAAGAAGAAAUCAGAGGAGGAGAAGCUAGGGAAGGAUACCCAGAAACCGCUUCAGCUAGUCGGAGUAGGCCGUUGCAGAUCCCAAGCCGCUUCGCGGAGAGUGACGCCGACCACCUUGACGACCUCGCCUACCUUGAGUGUCGGAGUCGCGUCCCCGUCGACGGUCGAGAAGGCCCUACCGAACGGCGAUCUCUACAUGGGUAGUUUUGCGGGUGCGCCGCACGGAUCGGGGAAGUACCUGUGGACCGACGGGUGCAUGUACGAAGGGGAGUGGCGGAGAGGGAAGGCCUCGGGGAAAGGAAGAUUGUCGUGGCCCUCUGGCGCCACCUACGAGGGCGACUUCAAGUCGGGUCGGAUGGAGGGGUUCGGGACCUUCAUCGGGUCUGACGGCGACUCCUACCGAGGGUCCUGGAGCUCUGAUCGGAAGCACGGUUAUGGCCAGAGGCGCUACGCCAACGGCGACUACUACGAGGGCUACUGGAAGCGUAACGUACAAGACGGGCAAGGCCGGUACGUAUGGAAGAACGGCAACGAGUACGUGGGCGAAUGGAAGAACGGCGUGAUUUCUGGCCGGGGAAUCCUGAUUUGGGCCAACGGGAACCGUUACGACGGCGAAUGGGACAACGGCGUUCCCAACGGGAGCGGGGUUUUCACUUGGCCGGAUGGGAGCUGCUAUGUCGGUAGCUGGAACAAAGACCUUAAGAUUCAGCUACCGAAUGGGACGUUCUAUCCGGGAAAUGGCAAAGAGCAAUGCUUCAAAAGCGGCAAUGGCGCUUUUCUUGAUGAUGAUAAUUUGACGAUAACGAUGCGGAAGAGGUCAUCCGUGGACGGCGCAAGAGGAAGCUUGACAGAGCGGAGUUUUCCAAGGAUUUGUAUAUGGGAAUCAGAUGGAGAAGCCGGGGAUAUCACCUGCGAUAUAGUCGACAAUGUGGAGGCCUCCAUGUUUUAUCGGAACGGGACGGGGUUAGAUCGGGACGGGAUUCGACAGUUUCCGCGGAGGCCGUGCUGUUUCACGGGCGAGGCCAAAAAGCCUGGGCAGACAAUAUCAAAGGGGCAUAAGAAUUACGAUUUGAUGCUUAAUCUUCAACUGGGAAUUAGGUAUUCUGUUGGAAAGCACGCGUCUUUGUUGCAUGAGCUUAAGUGUACUGAUUUCGAUCCCAAGGAGAAGUACUGGACUAGGUUUCCACCCGAAGGAUCGAAGAUAACGCCUCCCCAUCAGUCGACAGAGUUCCGGUGGAAAGAUUACUGCCCCAUGGUGUUUAGACAUUUGAGAGAGUUAUUCCAAGUAGAUCCUGCUGACUACAUGAUGGCUAUUUGUGGGAAUGAUGCCCUCCGAGAGCUUUCUUCACCGGGGAAGAGCGGAAGCUUCUUUUACCUUACCCAGGAUGAUAGAUUUAUGAUAAAGACAGUGAAGAAAUCAGAAGUCAAGGUGCUUCUUAGGAUGCUUCCAAGUUACUACAAACAUGUUUAUCGGUAUGACAAUUCCCUGGUGACAAAAUUCUUUGGGGUGCAUUGUGUCAAACCAAUUGGUGGCCAGAAGACUCGGUUCAUUGUGAUGGGCAACUUAUUCUGCUCAGAGUAUCGCAUCCAUAGACGAUUUGACCUUAAGGGAUCCUCUCAUGGCCGCACAACAGAUAUGCCAGAGGGUGAGAUUGAUGAAACCACGACCCUCAAGGACCUUGAUCUUAAUUUUGUCUUUCGCCUCCAGCAGAGUUGGUACCAAGAGCUUGUCAAACAAAUCGAUCGUGAUUGUGAGUUCUUGGAGGCGGAGGGAAUCAUGGACUACAGUCUUUUGGUUGGUCUUCACUUCCGUGAUGACAAUACAUGUGAUAAAAUGGGGUUAUCACCGUUUGUAUUGCGCACUGGCAAAAAGGAUUCAUAUCAGAAUGAAAAGUUUAUGCGAGGAUGCCGCUUCCUUGAAGCGGAGCUACACAACAUGGAUCAAAUUUUAGCUGGCCGAAAGCCCUUGAUCAGGUUAGGAGCGAAUAUGCCUGCAAGAGCAGAGCGGAUGGCCAGGAGGAGUGACUUCGAUCAGUAUACUCCUGGUGGUAUCAGCCGGUUGACCCCUUCACGCAGUGGUGAGAGCUGCGAAGUAGUCCUUUAUUUUGGGAUCAUCGACAUUUUACAGGACUAUGAUAUCAGCAAGAAGAUAGAGCAUGCAUACAAAUCCUUUCAAGCUGACCCAACUAAGAUUUCAGCUGUUGAUCCAAAGCUCUACUCAAGGAGAUUUCGGGAUUUCAUAGGGAGAAUCUUUAUAGAAGACAGGUAGCACGCAGACAAGAAUAUUGUCGAUGGUGAACCAGUACUGUUGGAUUGAGAAGAAUCUCCAUCUCAUUCUGAACCUUUCUAGAGAAAAAGGCUGGGAAUCAUGAGCUCUUCAUCGGUUGGAGCAAAUGCAUGGGUCAGAAGCCAAGGCCCCGCUGCUAUGCGGUGGCAGUGACCCGACAACCUCUAGUCGGUGGGUUGGGGGCGGUAGUGGCCGAAUUUUGAAGAUACAGCCGGGUGUUGUUACUUCUGGAAGGGGUAAAGCACUUGUACAUGCGGUGUGGGAGGGAUUGGAUUUUGAUUUGCUUUUUUUUUUUUUUUUUUCCUUGGGGUUAAAAUUUUUGUGGUAAUCAAGGAAUGUGAAGAUUGGAAAGAAUAGGGGUAUAGGGAAAGCCAGGAAAAUGUUGCCCACAGAGAAGAUUAAAAAAGGGGAGACUUGGAAUAAGUGUACAGUCUUAUAGAAAGGAUGGAUUAUGGAAUUCCAUUUGCCCAUGGAA